Messenger RNA from Amoebophrya sp. A120, 1057 nucleotides. Lineage: Eukaryota; Dinophyceae; Syndiniales; Amoebophryaceae. The record is from the annotation of a GenBank genome assembly.
UCUCCCUGGACGACGGAGCCGGGUUUUCGCCCCGAAGCCUUCCGCAGCAACGCGUUUCCCUUUUCGACUUUAUGUUCUCAUUGGAGAAAAGCACCAGCAAGAAAGUUUUCGACAUUCGGCUGGAGCAGCCGCGGUUACUAUCAGACCCGGGAAAUCCAAAUCCCACCCAACACGGGGAUCCUGCAACUUCCUUCGACGGACAGACGUCAAAUGAUACCGUUAUCAAAAAGUUUCGGCUGAUCGCGCAGCUGGCUAUUCUCCAGGAUCUAGUCUCGACCACGCCGGAAUUCACGAACGCCGUGUUGCACGAGAUUUACCACUUGCUGGGAUUUCUGUCGAGCGAGGAACGGCAGCAGGCGAAUGUAGUGGACGCUGCGACCGCGUUCGACCCGCUACUGUCGCACUCCACUAGUUUCAGUAGUUCCGGCAGCAACAAUUCUCCAAACCGUCGGGGCUCGUCGGGAGAGGAGCUGCAAUCAAUUGCUGCUUACAGCUUUGACCAGCACCAAAGCUCUGGCUCGCACGGAAUGUUGACGAACCGAGCCCCCAGCACUUCCACACAGCAGGUUUCUAGUAGUUCCAUCACGCGCCCCAACAACAAGUGGUCGGUGGACAUUACUGAUUUUGUGAAACGCGGGUGCGAAUUGGCGAAGGUUCGAGACCUGCAGGAGGCUUUGGGACUGUCCAACGCGAUCCGAAAGUCGACGAAGGUCGUAGUGGAGAUCGACAAUUGUUCCAGCAGUGGGUUACUGAUACAACAGCAGGAUGUUGGUAAUGGUACUACUACUGCUACAACUGCCCCGGAACUGAUCUGCCGCGACGCACGAGGUUCUACUUCGAAUCGACCACAGGUUCGCGCCACCAUGAAAGAGGUCUCGCACAAGUUGGCCGUGUGCGGGCGCACCUGCAACCGGAAGUGCGUGGAGCAGGGGGCAAUUUUGCGGAACGAGCACAAAGCCGCUCUGUUCGCGACCACGAAGGAGAAGGUCUGUGCGGACCGCGCGCGCAUGAUGUUGCUGAUGUCGUUCGUGCAGCGGGCCUUGGAGGCGGACGGCAC